Molecule: messenger RNA, 2745 nt
Organism: Capra hircus (goat)
Lineage: Eukaryota; Metazoa; Chordata; Mammalia; Artiodactyla; Bovidae
Gene: METTL14
Product: methyltransferase like 14
Exons: 11
Coding region: 18-1583 (521 amino acids)
Cellular component (GO): RNA N6-methyladenosine methyltransferase complex; nucleus
Molecular function (GO): mRNA binding
Source: RefSeq, a predicted model, not a curated record
CCAGGGAGGGGUCGCGAAUGCGCGUGCGCCGCGUUCCCCGUCCCAUUCUCCCCGUUUUUCCGUCUCCUCACCUGCCACCCGGCAGCCCUUUCUGGUCUCGCGACUUUAAUCCCAGGACCUCUCUACCCUCUCUACCCCGAAUCGUUCCCCUUUCAUGUUGUGGCCCUUGCGGUGGUGCUAAACCGACCGCCACGCCUGGUCUUCAGCAUCAUGUGUGGAAUGCCCGCCAGGGGUCUGGCAUCCUCAGUGAUGAAGAUACAAAACUUUGGUGUUUGUGUUUGGGAGCUGAAAGUGCUGACAGCAUUGGUGCUGUGUUAAAUAGCAAAGAUGAGCAGAGAGAAAUUGCUGAAACAAGAGAAACUUGCAGGGCUUCCUAUGAUACCUCUGCUCCAAAUGCAAAACGUAAGUAUCAGGAUGAAGGAGAGACAGAUGAAGACAAGAUGGAAGAAUAUAAGGAUGAAUUAGAAAUGCAACAGGAGGAAGAGAAUUUGCCAUAUGAAGAAGAGAUCUAUAAAGAUUCUAGUACUUUUCUUAAGGGAACACAGAGUUUAAAUCCCCAUAAUGAUUACUGCCAACAUUUUGUAGACACUGGACAUAGACCCCAGAAUUUCAUCAGGGAUGUAGGUUUGGCCGACAGAUUUGAAGAAUACCCUAAACUGCGGGAGCUCAUCAGACUGAAGGAUGAGUUAAUAGCUAAAUCUAACACUCCUCCUAUGUACUUACAAGCAGAUAUAGAAGCCUUUGACAUCAGAGAACUGACACCCAAAUUUGAUGUGAUUCUUCUUGAACCACCUUUAGAAGAAUAUUACAGAGAGACCGGCAUCACUGCUAAUGAAAAAUGCUGGACUUGGGAUGAUAUUAUGAAGUUAGAAAUUGAUGAGAUUGCAGCACCUCGAUCAUUUAUUUUUCUCUGGUGUGGUUCUGGGGAAGGAUUGGACCUUGGAAGAGUGUGUUUACGCAAGUGGGGUUACAGAAGAUGUGAAGAUAUUUGUUGGAUUAAAACCAAUAAAAACAAUCCUGGGAAGACUAAGACUUUAGAUCCAAAGGCCGUCUUCCAGAGAACAAAGGAACACUGCCUUAUGGGGAUCAAAGGAACUGUUAAGCGUAGCACAGACGGGGACUUUAUUCAUGCCAAUGUUGACAUUGACUUGAUUAUCACAGAAGAACCUGAAAUUGGCAAUAUAGAAAAACCUGUAGAAAUUUUUCAUAUAAUUGAACAUUUUUGUCUUGGUAGAAGACGCCUUCAUCUGUUUGGAAGAGAUAGUACAAUUCGACCAGGGUGGCUUACAGUUGGACCAACUCUUACAAAUAGUAACUACAAUGCAGAAACGUAUGCAUCCUACUUCAGUGCCCCGAAUUCCUAUUUGACUGGAUGUACAGAGGAAAUUGAGAGACUUCGACCAAAAUCACCUCCUCCCAAAUCUAAAUCUGAUCGGGGAGGUGGAGCUCCCAGAGGAGGCGGAAGAGGUGGCACUUCUGCUGGCCGUGGGCGAGAGAGAAAUCGAUCUAACUUCCGAGGAGAAAGAGGUGGCUUCAGGGGGGGCCGUGGAGGAGCACACAGAGGUGGCUUUCCACCUCGAUAGUUUUUAGGACACUGAUCCUAUUAAUGCCCCUUCACCUUCUUUCCGAUAGUUUGAAUUUCACCCAGGAGAUGUUUAGAACUCUGUUCCAGCUUGCACUUUGCUUUAGUUUCUCUAAGCUACAGGAAUAUUUUAAUCAACCUCCCUUGCAGUUGUCACUGUCGCGUUUUAUUCAGGGUAAAUGAGUCAUCCUGGCUUUUGUCCUGUGCAUGUAACCAGAGUGGAACAACACAAAUACCUUCGCUUUCAGAAACGGAAUUUAGUCUAAUUACAAAGGCUUUUGCUUUUUAGGAAUAAAGUGAGCAGUGAAAAAGACCCAGUCUGAAGUAUCAUAUGGGUGCUGACAGUAGUUGAUCAUGGGCAUCCCACCACUGCUGUCACAGCAAAUGGGAAGCUGUUUGCAGGCUUGAUCGAGUGGAGUUGGGACAGAUGGUAAACUUCUCUUAGGGUUUCAACAUUUUCUCAUUGAAACAAUAAAAGAGACUUUUUUCUUUCUUUUUGAAAAAUCUUGAGUAAACUCGUAUAGUUUGAUCACAGAAGAAAUUAAGAGACUUGGAACAAAAGCCUCCUCCCAGGUUUAAAUCUGAUCAGGGAGGUGGAGCCACCGGGUGGGCAGAGAGGAGUAGAGCCCAUAGACAUACUUUUACAAAGAGGGAAAAAAGUGCUCAUUAUAAUCUCAGUUGUGCAGCUACCGAUGACUGUUACUCAUGCUUCCUAAGAAGCUGACGAGGACAAAUAGCCAAGCAGCUAAGGACAAUAAAACUUUGGUGUGAUCUUGGAUUGACUUUCAAAGCAGUUUCAUAUUCCUUAGCAAAAUAAAAGAAUAAAAGCAACAGAUACACCUGGUUAUCAGGUGCUUGGUUUAAACAUUUUGGGGAAUAAAGUACUUGGUGAUGGGAAAAUGACAUGCAUCUUUAAACUUGUUAUGGAGAAAAGGUAAAACCAAUUACAGAAAACCCUCAGCUUAAGAAGAGAGCUUGGAAAAAUGAACUGCAGUUGCCUUCUAAGGGACUGGUUUUCCAGAUAAGUUGUAUGAAAUUUUAUAUGGUCAUUUCUAUACUGUCACUCAUGUUUUGCAUGAAUCUGCUAAAUGAAAUAAUACCAUUAUUGUUGAUAAACAUUUUUUAUCUUAUGUAUGAUUUUUCUAAUGAAACUUUAAACCUUU